Molecule: messenger RNA, 1418 nt
Organism: Oryza sativa Japonica Group (Japanese rice)
Lineage: Eukaryota; Viridiplantae; Streptophyta; Magnoliopsida; Poales; Poaceae
Product: S-type anion channel SLAH4
Biological process (GO): transmembrane transport; intracellular monoatomic ion homeostasis
Cellular component (GO): membrane
Molecular function (GO): voltage-gated monoatomic anion channel activity
Source: RefSeq, a predicted model, not a curated record
CUAUAUAAAUGGAGUAAAGCACAAAAGCAGCAGCACACGAUGGAAACCAGCCAUAAACCGCUAGAGCUCUUCCACGCCCUGCCGCCGCAGGCGCCGGCCGACGCGCCGCCGCCGCCGUCGGCGUUCGAGGGCUUCUCGUCGAUCUUGACGCACUUCGACGCGGGCUACUUCCGCAUCAGCCUCUCGCUGUGCGGGCAGGCGCUGCUCUGGCGCACGCUCUGCGGCGGCGGCGGCGACGGCGACGGCGACGAACACAUGCAGCCGCGCGCUCUGGGCGCGCUGGCUCGGCAUCUUCCCCCCGCGGCGUCCGUGCUGCUCUGGUCGCUCGCGCUGCUCUCGCUGGUCGCGCUCACCGCGCUCUACGCAGCGCGCUGCCUGCUCCGGUUCGCGGCCGUGCGCGCCGAGUUCCGGCACCGCAUCGCCGUGAACUACCUCUUCGCGCCGUGGGCGUCGUGGCUGCUGCUGCUGCAGUCGGCGCCGUCGUCGCUCCUGAGCCCGGGCGCCGCGCCGCGCCGCGUCCUGUGGUGCGCCUUCGCGGCGCCGGUCCUCGCGCUCGACGUCACCGUGUACGGGCAGUGGUUCACCGAGGGCCGGACGGCGCUGUCCAUGGCCGCCAACCCGACGGGCCACAUCACGGUGGUGGCGAACCUCGUGACGGCGAGGGCGGCGGCGGAGCUCGGGUGGCGAGAGGGCGCCGUCGCCGUGUUCGCCGUCGCCGUCGCGCACUACGCCGUGCUGUUCGUCACGCUGUACCAGAGGCUCCUCGGAGCGAACGCGCUGCCGGCCAUGCUCCGGCCAGUGUUCUUCCUCUUCUUCGCGGCGCCGAGCAUGGCGUCGCUCGCGUGGGGUGCAAUCUCCUCCUCCUUUGACACCGCCUGCAAGAUGCUAUUCUUUCUUUCCCUCUUCCUAUUUGCCUCACUGGUGUCGAGGCCAACCUUGUUCAGGAGAGCCAUGCGCCGUUUCAGCGUGGCGUGGUGGGCAUUCCCGUUCCCGCUCACCGCGCUCGCCGUCGCGUCCGUGGAGUACGCGAGGGAGGUCGAGGACCACGCCGCCGUCGUGCUCGUGCUCGUGCUGUCGGCGCUCUCCGUCGUCGUCACCGUCGCCGUCGUGGUGUGCACGGCCAUCAGAACAAGCGACCUGCUCCCCCACGGCGACGACGAUCCAUUGCCGUGCGCAUCGUCGUCAGUGAUGGUGCCCUUGGAUGCGUUCACAGGAUCAAUAGUAUCUUCGUGUGUGUAAAGAUUAACAGAGUGACAAUUAUGCAACGGUGGAGAAACACUGGUUAAUUAAUAAGCCAGAAUCAGCAUAGAGUGAUUUUGUUUAUUUUUAUUUUGAAAAAUCCCCUGAUUUAUAUUAAUAACAAUGUAAAUUCCAAUUAGUAUUACGAGAAUCCAAAUCCUACAUACUUAUAUAGUUCA